UUGGGUUCCUGUUCUAUAAUUUUUUGAUUACUUAAAAGUUUUUGCCUUUACCCUCACAAGCUUACAAUCACAUGCUGUCCUCUCUCUCUGUGUUGCAUUAAGCUGAAGCUCUCAUUCUCUCUCCUCUCUUGCAUUGUCUACGUGUUUCAGUUGUGCCAUUGAAUGCUUUUGACUCCAAAGUUGAAGAGAUUCCUCAGAUCUACAGGGAAACACCUUUGAACAUUUUCAGCCCCAAUUCAUCUCUUUUGGUCUUUUCUGGUCUCUGGCUUCCAUUCUGUUAGUGCAGAAAGAUUGCAGCUUGGAGCCACAGCAGUGCUUUGGGUUCCCUCUUAGUGUUUGUUUGCGCCGUGGUGAUUCCCCUAUAUGAUGUAUAAAGCUGAGAUAAAACUGGGGCUAGUAUUUCCUUGAGAUGCAAGUACUGUGGAAUUGAAGAAGAAACUAGUUGAGAUCACAGGUUAUAUAUUGUAAAGAAAAUUGGAUGUGAUAUCAGUGUGGAUUCAAUGGUUUGCGAGAUGGAGAGCGAUUGUAUAGAGGAGAUGGACAUUGAAGUCCUCUCUUCUAUGUGGCCAGAAGAUAUUGGAACUGAUGCUGGAAAACAGUUUAACAUAGAAAAGCCUGGAAGGGACCAAGAUAUGUUGGAGGAGGUAACAAUCAUAGAGGAGCCAGCUAUAGCUGAUUUUCAGCGUCUCUUGGAGCUUACUAAUUACACAGAUAAAGGGUCUUCGCAGUUGGCAUACCUCAUGCAACACUGGGAGUAUAAGCAGGCCAAUGCCGUGCGCCUUCUCCGAGAAGAACUUGACAACCUUAGCAAGCAGAGGAAGGAAGUUGAGCUGCGAAAGUUGGAGAUACUUAAAGACAACAAUCGAUUUGAGGAAGAAAAUUAUGGGGGUGACAAACGUCCGGUUUCUAUAUUGGAUGAAGUUUACUACACAUGGCAAGAUUUACCGGUACCACUCAGGAAAAGUGUUGUUGCUGUUCAAAACAAGAGGAUCGAAAUUGAUGCUGAGUAUGAUACUGCUGUGUACUGGAAACAGAAGGCUUUGGAUUUCGAAAGACAGUUGGAGGCAAGUGUCCAGAGAGAGCAGACACUUGUGGAGAAGUUGCAAGAAAGUAUAGAGACUAUCGAGAGGCAGUCCUCGCCGGUGGAAGAACUUACACAGAUUCUGAAGAGGGCAGAUAAUUUCUUACAUUUUAUACUUCAAAAUGCACCUGUCGUUAUUGGCCAUCAGGACAAAGAGUUGCGCUAUCGCUUUAUCUAUAAUCAUUUUCCAAGUUUACAAGAGGAGGACAUCAUAGGGAAAACAGAUGUUGAAAUUUUCACGGGAUCUGGUGUUAAGGAAUCUCAAGAUUUUAAGAGAGAAGUAAUGGAGAAAGGAUUACCUGCAAAAAAGGAAAUCACUUUUGAGACAGAACUGUUUGGGUCAAAGACAUUCUUGAUAUAUGUAGAACCAGUCUUUAGCAAAUCAGGGGAGACAAUUGGAGUAAAUUAUAUGGGAAUGGAAAUAACAGAUCAGGUGAGAAAAAGAGAAAGAAUGGCAAAGCUAAGGGAAGAGAUUGCAGUUCAGAAAGCCAAGGAAACCGAACUUAAUAAAACCAUUCACAUUACAGAGGAGACUAUGAGAGCAAAACAAAUGCUGGCAACAAUGUCUCAUGAGAUAAGAUCUCCACUGUCUGGAGUUGUUAGCAUGGCUGAAAUUCUUUCUACCACGAAACUUGAUCGGGAGCAAAAACAGCUCUUGAACGUCAUGAUGUCUUCUGGAGAUUUAGUUCUUCAACUUAUAAAUGACAUACUUGAUCUUUCCAAGGUUGAGUCAGGAGCUAUGAAAUUGGAAGCUACCAAAUUCCGGCCAAGAGAGGUAGUAAAGCAUGUACUCCAGACAGCGGCAGCAUCAUUGCAAAAAAUGCUAAUCUUAGAAGGAAAUGUCGAAGAUGAUAUACCUAUAGAGGUCACUGGAGAUGUUUUACGGAUUCGACAGAUUCUCACAAAUUUAGUAAGCAACGCCGUCAAGUUUACACAUCAAGGAAAAGUUGGUAUAAACCUUUAUGUUGUUCCAGAACCACCUUUUGCCAAAGUAGAAGGUCACCAAAAGAUGACCGCAGACCAAUCAACUAUUUCAGCAAAUGGCGUGAAGGAAGAGAAGCAUCUAUCAACGCCUCGAAGUAGAUGCGAUCAAAACCUUGAUGGUAUAAAACAAAAUGACCAUUACACUCAAGAUCAUGCCUUCAAUGAUGAAUGUAGAUCAUCAGUUAAUAGUGAAUGUUCAAUGAAUGGAGAUACUGAGGAGCGAACUCAUUCAACAGAAACAACAGUGUGGAUACGUUGUGAUGUAUAUGACACAGGAAUUGGAAUACCAGAGAAGGCUCUGCCUAAUUUAUUUAGAAGGUACAUGCAAGUCAGCGCAGACCAUGCUCGAAAAUAUGGGGGCACAGGGCUAGGACUAGCAAUAUGCAAACAACUGGUUGAGUUAAUGGGUGGUCGUCUAACAGUAUCUAGCAAAGAACAUUGUGGUUCUACCUUCACCUUUAUACUUCCGUACAAGGUUUCAACCGCUUGUGAAAACUCUGAUGACCCAGAUGACCUUUCAGAUGUGGAAAAUAGUGAAGAUGAUACAACAGAGGGCUUCUUCCAAUUUCAACCUCGCACUUUGGGCUCUCUUUUCACUUCUAAUGGAUCUAGCAGGCCCAAAAAUAUAUUACCAGGCUACAGGAGCUCGAAUAAGUUCAAUGGGUUUUCAGAUAAUUCUGACUCACUCCACUCUAGUAACAUAUCAAAAGGGACUAGUACAUUUGAAGAUGCAUCUUCAGUUGUUGUUGAUGCUCCAGAGAUGUCUGACACUACAAGUUCAUCAAGUCAAAGCCCAGAAACAAAGCAUGAAAGCUUAGUUAAUGGAAACAAACAGAACAAUGACACUGCACAUGCUCGGUUACAGAAUGGUAGUGCAGACUCUUGUCAACUUAAGGAGACAGAUAGAGAAAUGAGUGUAGCAACAUGUCAGAGUCCAGGGAAGGCAGACAUAACUUCCCAAUAUGUUAGUAGCAGAAACAGCAUUUCAUCAGAAGUAACGAUGUCCGCAUUAAAGCCGAAGAUUCUUCUCGUGGAAGAUAACAAAAUCAAUAUCAUGGUGACGCAGUCAAUGGUGAAGCGGUUAGGAUAUAGCAUGGAUGUUGUGAAUAAUGGAGUGGAAGCCAUACGGGCAGUUCAGCACCAUACGUAUGAUAUCAUUCUAAUGGAUGUUUUCAUGCCAGUUAUGAAUGGUCUUCAGACAACAAAACUGAUUCGAUCAUAUGAGGAAACGGGCCAUUGGGAUGCUGCAAGAAAAGCUGGAAUUGAACAAAGUUUAUCUGCAUCGGAUGAAUGUCCUGUCCCACCUAAUAAACGGAUGCACAUUGUUGCGAUGACAGCAAACACAUUGGCUGAGAGUGCUGAAGAAUGUUUUGCAAAUGGUAUGGACUCAUUUGUGUCAAAACCUGUGACUUUCCAAAAACUGAAAGAUUGUCUGGAAAAGCACCUAAGGUGAUAUACAUGUAAAUUUCAAAUUGUGUAUAAAGGAAUAAGAGCCUAGGAAAGUUUUGCAACGAAUGCAUCAUGUUCUCUAUCAGUGUUGAUCUUAAGUUGUAUAGAUCUACUAUAUUCUUUUUCAUCUUAACAAUUUUUUUUAAUAGCUCA
Lotus japonicus is the source of this 3667-nucleotide messenger RNA. Its product is annotated as histidine kinase 5-like. Gene Ontology annotation, biological process: protein autophosphorylation; phosphorelay signal transduction system. Gene Ontology annotation, molecular function: histidine phosphotransfer kinase activity; phosphorelay sensor kinase activity. The record is from RefSeq and is a predicted model, not a curated record. The transcript is spliced from 13 exons. Bases 501 to 3518 code for a protein of 1005 amino acids. NCBI's taxonomy places the organism in Eukaryota, Viridiplantae, Streptophyta, Magnoliopsida, Fabales, Fabaceae.